AUGAUGGAAGCAAAGAGGGCUAUCGUGGCAGUCAUCACGAUAUUCCUGGCAAUCGGCGGCCCGUACGUAUCGAAUAGCGUGUGAAAGCGUCUACGGAUUGCACUGAACAAGCCCGUUUCGUAUAAAGCUCUUCCAGUCAAACCCUUUUGUUUUCGUUUCUCCUCCACUUUGUACUACAGUUCUCCUAUUUCACUCCGAGCUGUGAAAUUUCCCCUUCCCCCUGCAAACGAUUUAUCCGAAAAACUGCCAAAAUCCUGAUUGGACAGCUGCGGUAUUGUCCACAAGACUAUUCUUGUCUAUUGACCAAGCACUUUAUUUCUAAUUAAGAGUAGAAACAACAGCCACCAAACGGCAUCCCACGUGAGAAAAUCAAAUUUAGAAUCUCUCAUCAGGUCCCACGCGCUCAAUCUGGCUUUCACGCGGUUGCUCAAGAACAAUGUCUAUUUUAAUGAUCAUUGUUUAUUUUCACUGUUUUCUUUCAUGUUUACGGCUUAUUGAAGUUAUCCGGAAGUUGAGCGUAUUGAUAAAAGUUCAACAUGGAUAGAAAAAUUCAGAAAAACCCAAGGAUCAGCAGAUUUCAGUUCACUUACAAGGGAGGUCAUUUUACCUUACGGUUUGUAAUUUUCUACAAAUUUCCUCUAACAUUCUUUCAAGAUAUGGAUGAAAAUACCUUGUGAAAAUUUUCAGAAUUGCAAAUUAUAAGUUUUGAGACCAACUUUCCGAACUUGAACAUCAACUAUCUCAAAAACUAAAAGCUGGCAUGGGUUGCAACUUUGAUGGACCUUCAUAUAAUUCUUCAGAGAUCAUUUGAGAAGAAUUUGUAGAAAAUUCCAAACCGUCGAAUAAAAUGAUUUCCCGUGUUAGAUCAAAGUUUAAACCAUUUGAAAUCAAAAAUGACAUACCAUGAAGCUCAAAAUUGAUGAACAAGUUUUGAAUAUAUUUAUCAACUUUUUUUUCAGCUAUUUUUUUAUCUACUAGAUUACAAACUACACUUUUUAUAGAAAAAACUUAGGUUUCUGCGCUAUGAAUUCAUUCACGGGGCGCGAAUCUUCCUGCAAAAGCUCUCAUUUUUACCUCAGUUGCUUCGAAAAAUUGCUCUCUUUGAGCUGAAUUUCAAAUUCAAAAUUCUUCGUCACCUUUCAGUCGCAGACCAAGUAAAAAAGGACUAGAUUGCAAAAUUAUACUUUUUUAUUUUAAUGCAUGUUCUCAUUUUCAGUUUCGAAUGAACUUUUCCAUUUCCGAGGCUUUUACUUCUUUUUGCUUUAAUGAUACUAAUAUUUGGAGAAAGGCUUCUUCUUGGUUUUGAUCCCAUUUUUUUGGCUUGUUGUUGCUUUUUUCACGAUUCGUGUUGCUUUUCGUAAGAAAAGAGCAUUGAAAACACCCUGAGUAAUUUCUCCACCUUGGUUGAAUAUUUUUCACGAACACCGUUGUUAGUAUAGAAGGCGGUCCUUAAAGAGAAGCCCAAUUUUGGAGAUCAUAGAGAUCAUCCCGUAUCAAAGCUUUGUCUAACGGCGUACUCAAAAAAAAUCCGCUUUUUUCUUCAAACAGAAACAAUUUUUUUUUCCUCAUUUUCCGUCGAAAGGUUUUCUCCAUUUUUGUUUUCAGUGAUAGUAACCCUGUCAAACAAAAGCUCCUCUAAUUGAAGCCCUGACAAAUUUCGCUUUUUCUCUUUCAUCAUUUUUUUUUCAUUUGUGUCUGAUAAAACGAGAAACCUUAUCCGCCAUAAAAAUUCUCUGAGCUCAAAAAAGAGAAUAUAAAAAGAAACCAUUUUUUUAAUAAUCACACUCUUCAAUUCAGAAUUUGAACAAAAGCCAAAAUGGAAGGUUUCUUUCGGGCUCCGCCCCCACCUACGUUAAGCGUGAAAAAUAUUUCAGCUACUGCAAGGCCAGAAAAAAAGUUUGCUUUUCGGCAGUUAGCGAAACCCAAUCCUCUGGGGCAAGCUGUUUUUAGUUUUGAAUAUAGGCUCCGUAUGAAAUUGAUCAAUUUGUAUAUUAGUGACCAUUUAGAUGUUUUUUAUAAACAGUGAAAUCGAUUUGUAGUUCAAGGUUACUCGGAAAAAUACGCAUAGAUGUACUAAGCUAAGGUACAUAAUUUUUUUCCAUACUGUUGAAUUCUUCAAAUUUUUCUCGUAUCUAUUAAUUGUGAACGUCACUCGAAAUUUUUAAAAACAGUUAAAUAGGAUCGAAUUUGUUGAAGCUUUCGCCAAGAAGCACAUUUUUAUCAGCGCGUGUUAUCAGCCUGUGGCCUCGAGAACUACCUAUGACGACACUUUUUGCAUAUUUCAUUCUUUCUUGUUUUCUAUCAAAUCUUGAGAUUUUUAGGCUACGUCUUUCAUUAUUUCCGAAGUUCUAUUUGAUUUUUCUUUUCGAUUAUUGUUUUUUGCCCGAAAACAUUUAGUCGAGUUAACAAUGUCAACUCAGAAAAAGAAGUUCUACUGAAAAUGUGAACACGAAACUAUUCCAAGUCUCCAAUUUUUGCACAACCCUAGAAUUAAACGUUCCCUUUUUGAGGGGAAAAAACUUGAGAAAAUACUAGAAGCAAUGCAAAAUUUGGAAAACAAUAUGAUUAUCUCGUUUGCGUAAUAUUGGCUCUGAGAAGAAGCAAAAAAACUGGAGCAAUCUGAAAAAAAUAAAAAUUAUCAUAUUAUUCGGGAUUAAUUUUGGGUAACUUUGAGUACAAUUAUCAUUUUUUUUUUCAUUGUACAUUUUUGCUACUCUUUACAAAUAUCAAAAACAACAAACUUCUAAUGAAAAUAAAUCGAAAAAGGUGCAAGUUUUCUUCAAAGCAACGAAUCUCGUAUUUCAAACGCACUUAUAGGAAGUUCAAAAAAAAAAAAGCUUGUAAAGUUGAAUUCUAUUUUUCUUCACAGGCUCGAGGAUCCAGUUUCAGGGGCGUCCGCCUUUCUCAGCCCAUUUCUUAUUGUUUUAUCUACUUUCAAUUUCGUUUCAUCAUUUUUUUGAAAGCUUCCUGUUUUGGUAUUUCUCUCUCAAACUUCUCAAUUAGAAUUUGAGGAAAAAAACUAAAAAAAUAAAACUUGAUUUUUUUCACCACGAGAUUUUUUUCAAAUCAAAAAAAUUUUUACGGAACAACAAAAACUGAAGAAGUUUUGAUGACUUUCCUUCAAAAACUCAUAAAAAAACGUCAAAAAUACAAAUGAAAUCUUUCAGCGAUCUUACUUAAGUUAUUUUUUUAAAAAGUAAGAUGUGACUUUGUUGGAAACUUCUUUGGCUUUUUCCGCCAAUUUUUUUGAAAUGGGUUGAUAAGCGGAAAUCUUGUCGGCAAAGUUUUAUUCCUGCUUUUGAUGUUUUUGUUCUUUUUUUCUAUUUUUUUCUAUUUUUUUCAUUCAUAUUUUAUGGUUUCCCACUACUCCUUUGGCUGAGGCUGACAAAUCAGAUUUUUUUUUAUUUUCUAACCGCGAAAUUUCAAGUCAAAUUAUUCAAGACUCGAAAAAAUCCCACUAUUUCAAAUUUUCGCUUGACUGAAUAUGAAUUUUUAUUUCAGAAAACGGAUUUUAAACACAGUUGAUAUCUCUGGGUUACAGGAAAUAACGUUGAACUUCAUAUCUCUGAAGCUGAAGUUAAAAAAGGGACUGAGAUAUCGAAAUUUCAAAGUUGAAACAAUAAGUAGUUGACUAAAAUGUCAAGGAAACCUCAAUUUUUUCCUAAAAUUAAAAAAUUGUCAAAUAUUCUACACUUUCAUAUCCACUUGUUACAAACCUGAAAUAGUUCGUUGGAACAACCUCAUCUCGUUUUCUAGCCCCUGCAACCAGACAAAAACGCAAUAUAUUGUCUUGUAGGCGUGGUCCAACGAACUGCGUCGACGCCUCCAGCGACCGCCCCUCGAACCUCAUAACUCGGCGGCUUGCGACCGUACCUGCGAUGCGAGAAUGAAGGUGCAAGUGGACACGAUCCUGGUGAUUAGCGUCUACUCGGCGCUGGCCAUCACCGGCCUCUUCGGCAACGUCUGGGUGUUGAUGACAGUCUGGUCCCAGCUUCUCGGCUGCGGCAACACCCGCGGCAAGCCUUACAAGUCCGUGGUCCAGAACUCAGCCUACAUCUACUUGCUGCUGCUUUCGAUCGUCGAUCUUAUUACUCUGAUAUCAGUGCCCAUCAUUGUAUCAGACAUUUAUGCCAACAGAUUCCCUUUUGGCAUUGCCCUGUGCAAGUUGAUGUUUUUUUGCGAAGGAAUCAACAAGACGUUGAGUCCGAUGGUGCUGACAGCUCUUUCGGUGGACCGAUUCAUCGCCGUCUGCCAUCCGACCCUGCACUGGAUGCGCCAAACUCUAUUUUCUACGCUGGUCAUUGUUGUUUGUUUUCUGUUUUCACUGGUUUUCAUCAUUCCUAUCAUAUCCAACGCCGCCAUCAGCACGAUGUCGGACCAGAACAUGCAUCAAGUCAACAAAUGCGCUCUUGUCAGUCCCUUUCUCUUCGACCUGAUGCACACCGUCGUGUGCUAUCUGAUGCCUCUUACUGCCAUUUGUGGCGUUUACUUGGCGAUCCUGCGGAAACUCUUCAUCCAUACGAGAUUUUCGACUGUGGGACAAAAAACGAGCAUUUCUUUAUCUCGAGUCGUCAAAUGCAGCGUCAUGGUAGUGGCGUUCUACUUCAUCUGCUGGACACCGUAUUGGACGGCUCGAACCUACUAUCUCCUCACACCAGGUAAGCUAAUGCACCUUUAAGUCGAUUUUUCGAAAAGAAUGUUUUUUUAUUGUUUUUCAUUGAAGUUUUUGUUCUUGUCUGUGACUCUGGGAACUCUAUUUUGUAUAGCUCAUUUUAACUUCUAAGCUCCAACCCCGCGCCGGUUUCACGGAAUUUUUGAGUGAACUAUCUUUCUUUCCUUCAAGUGGAAACCAGCUUGAAAAUAAGGAACGUUAAAGUGCGCUUCGAGUGGACAGCUAAUCUUGUGAAAAGCGGCCCGCAUUUGCAAAAAGUUUUCUAGCCAACCCAUUUUAUGGAGGUUUCGCUACCUUCUCCGGAUUUCAACCUUGAAAAUAAUAUAAACAAAUAAAUGAAAACUUUUUCAUUUGCAUGAUCAAAACUCUCGAUCACAGGUUUUUUGAAAGUGUAACAAAUCUCAUAAACUCAGGAAAUUUCGAGCUGAGAAGAAAUUUAUUUUUUUUCAGAUCGUCAUCAGAUCGAAAUCGAGGAGCCGGAACAACCCGGGAUUUUCGACUCCACCAUUUUCAUAACGAUUCGAGGGAUCAAAUUUGAGUUCGACGGACGGAUAUUCAUAAUGUACAUGCUACAUGCCCUUCCCUACUCACAAAGUGCUUUCAACUGGCUUUUCUACGCAUUUCUCAACAGAAACCUUCGAAAUUCCACGUUGCGAUGCACCAACGGCACUCGUUCUGCUGGAACGAGCACCAUAAUGGAGAAUGGGGGAGGGGUCACAGUUUCGACUGGAUUCACACCGAUUUGGAAGAAUAUCCAGCAGAUGGGCACUCAGAUCAAGUCUGCAGGCAUCGACACUGGAAAUGCUCUUCUCAAGAUGUCGCCGUUCCGCGGUCGCUCUCGAAUUCAAUCCAGGCAUGUUUUUUGUUGUUGGACAAUUGACUUUUCUGUACGCAAUCUGUGCUCCAGACAAAAGCAAUUAUUGAUGAAGAAAUCGCGUUAAGUAGCCUUUUUUCUUGUUUGGCUUGUCUAAAGAGCAAAACAAUUAGUCUCUCUGACUUUAGAAAAAAAAAGUUUAGGAGUUCAACUUGUCUGGAGUACUCGAACCACCUGAGCCUGCCUCCGCAGGCCUCUCUCAGCACCUCGUUGCUGGACAUCCCUCGACGACCGUCUUUGGUGCCACGGCAAGAACCUUCGCUUGUUGGAAAGGUAGAAGUCGAUCGGAUAAAAUUCGUAUAUUUCGAUUAAGGCGCUCUCUUUCAACAACUUGCCGCAGUACCACGUCAUCGACCAGAAAGAAGACACUUCUCCCAGUGUCUCAGAAAGUUCUUCCGUUGAAUGGCUGUGA
This is a messenger RNA of Caenorhabditis auriculariae, 5958 nucleotides long. The record is from the annotation of a GenBank genome assembly. Lineage: Eukaryota; Metazoa; Nematoda; Chromadorea; Rhabditida; Rhabditidae.